This is a messenger RNA of Cyprinodon variegatus (sheepshead minnow), 2133 nucleotides long. It is a transcript of the gene ap1m1, whose product is annotated as adaptor related protein complex 1 mu 1 subunit. Gene Ontology annotation, molecular function: clathrin-cargo adaptor activity. Gene Ontology annotation, biological process: intracellular protein transport; vesicle-mediated transport. The coding region runs from base 151 to 1422 and encodes 423 amino acids. Gene Ontology annotation, cellular component: clathrin-coated vesicle; clathrin adaptor complex. NCBI's taxonomy places the organism in Eukaryota, Metazoa, Chordata, Actinopteri, Cyprinodontiformes, Cyprinodontidae. The transcript is spliced from 12 exons. The record is from RefSeq and is a predicted model, not a curated record.
AUGUCCGGAAAAGGGAAAGGAUCGUCUUCUUCUCAGUAUUAUGAAUGAAAAGACAGAUUUUUUAUGUUUCUUGUAAACGAGUAAUAUCACUUAUUGAUCAGAAGAGAUAGUAUAACGAGCCGAAGUGAGCUCGUGUAAAGCUGGUUCAGGAUGUCGGCCAGUGCGGUGUAUGUGUUGGACUUGAAAGGGAAGGUCCUGGUGUGUCGAAAUUACAGAGGAGAUGUGGACAUGUCUGAGAUUGAACACUUCAUGACCCUUCUGAUGGACAAAGAAGAGGAGGGGACGCUGUCCCCCAUCCUGGCUCACGGAGGCGUCCGUUUCAUGUGGAUCAAACACAAUAAUCUUUACUUGGUCGCAACAUCCAAGAAAAAUGCCAGUGUGUCUCUGGUUUUCUCCUUCUUGUACAAAAUUGUCCAGGUGUUUUCGGAGUAUUUCAAGGAGUUGGAGGAAGAGAGCAUUAGAGAUAACUUUGUGAUCAUAUAUGAGCUGAUGGAUGAGUUGAUGGACUUUGGUUAUCCUCAAACCACCGACAGCAAGAUCCUGCAAGAAUACAUAACUCAAGAGGGACACAAGUUAGACACCGGUGCCCCACGACCCCCCGCCACAGUUACCAACGCCGUCUCCUGGAGGUCAGAGGGCAUCAAGUACAGGAAGAACGAAGUCUUCCUGGACGUCAUUGAGUCAGUCAACCUCCUGGUUAGUGCUAAUGGAAACGUGUUGCGUAGUGAGAUAGUUGGGUCCAUUAAGAUGCGGGUUUUCCUGUCUGGAAUGCCGGAGCUGCGGCUGGGUCUGAACGACAAGGUUCUCUUUGAGAACACUGGACGAGGGAAGAGUAAGUCGGUCGAGCUGGAGGAUGUCAAGUUUCACCAGUGUGUCCGUCUUUCUCGCUUCGAGAACGAUCGCACCAUCUCCUUCAUUCCUCCAGAUGGAGAGUUUGAGCUCAUGUCUUACCGCUUGAACACUCAUGUGAAGCCCCUGAUCUGGAUCGAGUCUGUCAUUGAGAAGCACUCUCACAGUCGGAUCGAGUACAUGAUAAAGGCAAAGAGCCAGUUCAAGAGGCGCUCCACAGCCAACAACGUGGAGAUUCACAUUCCUGUGCCAACAGAUGCUGACUCACCUAAAUUCAAGACCACAGUGGGCAGCGUGAAGUGGGUGCCUGAGAACAGUGAGAUCGUCUGGUCGAUCAAGUCCUUCCCUGGAGGAAAGGAGUACUUGAUGCGGGCUCACUUUGGUUUGCCCAGCGUUGAGGCUGAAGACAAAGAGGGGAAGCCACCGAUCAGUGUCAAGUUUGAGAUCCCGUACUUCACCACCUCAGGGAUCCAGGUGCGUUACCUGAAGAUCAUAGAGAAGAGCGGAUACCAGGCCCUGCCGUGGGUGCGCUACAUCACCCAAAACGGAGAUUACCAGCUCCGGACCCAGUAGGCAGCGCCUCAGCCGGCACGUGGGCAGGUGGAAGUCAAGACGGGGUGGAGUCGUGGUGCUAAUGUGCUGGGAAGGCAGGUGGCAGUCAGGAGAUAAGAGGACUGUCAGUAUUUACUUUAGUUGUAUAGCUCUCAAUUUGUUAAACCUCUAUUCAUUCACGAUCAAUGCAAUUAUUAGGCGGAUGCUCGGGUUAGGCAAGAUUCAGAAAGAUGAUUUUGUUACAGCUGAUUGGAUCCGGAGAUGAUGGAGACCAAGAAAAGCAGGGAGAAUGUUUACAACCACUUGUCUGUCUGUCACAGGGCUUCAGAUAGCUGAAAAGAGCGUGUUACAAUUAUGUAAAGUUACUGUAAUCACAACGGCCAUUCAGUUACAGUAUAUGUCCUUUGUACGAGGCUGCUUUGUUCUACCACAAUUCUUUUUGUUCAUUAUUUGUAUAUAUUUGUUACAUGUUAAUGAACUCAGUGUUAUUAGUCCAAAACUGUACAUUUAAAACAAAGCAUUUUGUAAUAUGAGCUGCAUGCCAUAGAUACAUGCCAAAAGAUCGCCUUCAUGGUUUGGUUUGGUUUUCCAUUUCGACUCCACAGAUUUAUUUUUCAGCUUUGCAAGGGAUAUUAAAAUGGUGAGUUUAGGCGGCAAAGGAAGCACCCCAACACCUGCUUUCCUUUUCUCUGUCUGUAACCGCGCUGUUUUUGCUCAUUAAAUGUAUAUUUA